Messenger RNA from Clupea harengus (Atlantic herring), 2645 nucleotides. RefSeq names its product proline-rich protein 36-like. Bases 92 to 2536 code for a protein of 814 amino acids. NCBI's taxonomy places the organism in Eukaryota, Metazoa, Chordata, Actinopteri, Clupeiformes, Clupeidae. The record is from RefSeq and is a predicted model, not a curated record. The transcript has 4 exons.
GAUGUUUGGGAGUCAAAGCUGGGGUGUUGCUGUUGCAGUGGUGAGGAGAGUGCUACUUUUGGGUCUGUGAUCCAAACCACUGAAGUUGGCUAUGACUCUUGGCAUGAUGUUCAGGUUGCCUUGGAUAUGCCUUUACUUAAGUGAAAUAUGCUGCCAACAACUUCAACAAGGGUUGGACGUUCCCAAAGGUUAUGGGUACUUUGGUUUCAGGCUUAGGUCCCCGGCCCCAGUGAGCCAGGCAGCUAAGAUGCCCCAGGUGCAGGGUGCCUCAUCAAGGCAAGAGCGCUCCCUUGUGAUCACAGAGCCAUCAGGUUUUCCAACGCGUUACGUGGACAAAUCCUUCCGUCGUUAUAUGCGUCGAAAAUGGGGCCUGCCCCCAUUCCCAGUGAGCCAUACGGCCAAGAUUCCCCCAGUGAGCCAUACGGCCAAGAUUCCCCCAGUGAGCCAGACGCCCAAGAUUCCCCCGGUGAACCAGACGCCCAAGAUUCCCCCAGUGAGCCAGACGCCCAAGAUUCCCCCAGUGAGCCAGACGCCCAAGAUUCCCCCAGUGAGCCAGACGCCCAAGAUUCCCCCAGUGAGCCAGACGCCCAAGAUUCCCCCAGUGAGCCAGACGCCCAAGAUUCCCCCAGUGAGCCAGACGCCCAAGAUUCCCCCAGUGAGCCAGACGCCCAAGAUUCCCCCAGUGAGCCAGACGCCCAAGAUUCCCCCAGUGAGCCAGACGGCCAAGAUUCCCCCGGUGAACCAGACGGCCAAGAUUCCCCCAGUGAGCCAGACGGCCAAGAUUCCCCCAGUGAUCCAGACGACCAAGAUUCCCUCAGUGGUCCAGACGACCAAGAUUCCCCCAGUGAACCAGACGCCCAAUAUGCCCCCGGUGAACCAGAUGCCCAAUAUGCCCCCGGUGAACCAGACGCCCAAGAUGCCCCCGGUGAACCAGACGCCCAAGAUGCCCCCGGUGAACCAGACGCCCAAGAUGCCCCCGGUGAACCAGACGCCCAAGAUGCCCCCGGUGAACCAGACGCCCAAGAUGCCCCCGGUGAACCAGACGCCCAAGAUGCCCCCGGUGAACCAGACGCCCAAGAUGCCCCCGGUGAACCAGACGCCCAAGAUGCCCCCGGUGAACCAGACGCCCAAGAUGCCCCCGGUGAACCAGACGCCCAAGAUGCCCCCGGUGAACCAACCGGCCAAGAUUCCCCCGGUGAGCCAACCGGCCAAGAUUCCCCCGGUGAGCCAACCGGCCAAGAUGCCCCCGGUGAGCCAACCGGCCAAGAUGCCCCCGGUGAGCCAACCGGCCAAGAUGCCCCCGGUGAGCCAACCGGCCAAGAUGCCCCCGGUGAGCCAACCGGCCAAGAUGCCCCCGGUGAGCCAACCGGCCAAGAUGCCCCCGGUGAGCCAACCGGCCAAGAUGCCCCCGGUGAGCCAACCGGCCAAGAUGCCCCCGGUGAGCCAGGCGGCCAAGAUGCCCCCGGUGAGCCAGGCGGCCAAGAUGCCCCAGGUGAGCCAGGCGGCCAAGAUUCCCCCGGUGAGCCAGGCGGCCAAGAUUCCCCCGGUGAGCCAGGCGGCCAAGAUUCCCCCGGUGAGCCAGGCGGCCAAGAUUCCCCCGGUGAGCCAGGCGGCCAAGAUGCCCCAGGUGCAGGAUAGUCUUGGCAUCUCCUCCAUGGAUGUCAGUGGAGAAACCACUUUUAAUGAUGGUGAUGCUGAGGGUCCCUCAUCAGGGCAAGAGCGCUCCCUUGUCACGUUACGUGCGUGGAAAAAGGGACGUGCCCCCGUUCCCAGUGAGCCAGACGACCAAGAUUCCCCCAGUGAUCCAGACGACCAAGAUUCCCCCAGUGAUCCAGACGACCAAGAUUCCCCCAGUGAUCCAGACGACCAAGAUUCCCCCAGCGAUCCAGACGACCAAGAUUCCCCCAGUGAACCAGACGGCCAAGAGGCAUCUUCCCCCAGUAAGCCAGACUGCCAAGAUUCCCCCAGUAAGCCAGAUGCCCACUAUUCCCCCAAUGAGCCAGGCGGCCAAGAUGCCCCCAGUGAACCAGACGCCCAAGAUUCCCCCAGUGAACCAGACGCCCAAGAUUCCCCCAGUGAACCAGACGCCCAAGAUUCCCCCAGUGAGCCAGACGCCCAAGAUUCCCCCAGUGAGCCAGACGCCCAAGAUUCCCCCCGUGAGCCAGACGCCCAAGAUUCCCCCCGUGAGCCAGACGCACAAGAUUCCCCCCGUGAGCCAGACGCCCAAGAUUCCCCAGUGAGCCAGACGGCCAAGAUUCCCCCAGUGAGCCAGACGGCCAAGAUUCCCCCAGUGAGCCAGACGGCCAAGAUUCCCCCAGUGAGCCAGACGGCCAAGAUUCCCCCAGUGAGCCAGACGGCCAAGAUGCCCCCAGUGAACCAGACGCCCAAGAUGCCCCCAGUGAACCAGACGCCCAAGAUGCCCCCAGUGAACCAGACGCCCAAGAUGCCCCCAGUGAACCAGACGCCCAAGAUGCCCCCAGUGAACCAGACGCCCAAGAUGCCCCCAGUGAACCAGACGCCCAAGAUGCCCCAGUGAACCAGACGCCCAAGAUGCCCCCAGUGAACCAGACGCCCAAGAUGCCCCCAGUGAACCAGACGCCCAAGAUGCCCCCAGUGAACCAGACGCCCAAGAUGCCCCCAGUGAA